AUUAUACAUAAUAAUAGCAGUGUACCUAUUGUUAUGUUACUAUUCGAACGUCAUAAGUCAUAAUACAGGUUUUAUGUUCUGAUAUUUAUUUAUUGUUAUUACCUAUAUCGCAUAUCUACCGACGUUACACGCGUGAACCAUGUAGUUUUUCGUCCGUAACAAACUCAACACCUUCGACGUGCAUCGUUCGACAAUAGAAAAUAAACGUCAAAAAUCGAAAUAAACAUGCCCCCCAGCCCUUGUAGUUCGAAAAGUAAUAGACUGCCGGAUAUCACGGAGAAUUCAGCGGAUACGCUGGUCUAUGACCGCGAGAUAUUAAAUAUUGGAAGUUCUGACUUCAUCCUGAUAGACGAGGUGAGCGUUAAAGAGGAAAAAAAUGUAAAGACCUAUUGCACUCAAAUAGCCUACAAGACUAAAUCAGCGUUCAAGCGCAAAAACAUACCCAAACGAUUGCCAUUUCUACAAUGGUGGCCGACUUACACGAAGGAAAACUGUAUUGGAGACCUCCUAGCUGGCAUCACAGUCGGUCUAACACUCAUACCACAAUCCAUGUCAUUCGCAGCUCUUGCUGGUCUAACACCUCAAUACGGUCUAUACGGUUCGUUCAUUGGCAGUAUAAUGUACGUCUUCCUAGGCACUUGUAAGGAAGUCCCCAUGGGUCCAACAGCCAUUGUGUCGCUAAUGACGUAUAACACGCUCAACGGAUUAGGGCCAGUAUAUGGCACUCUGCUGUGCUUUUUGACUGGAGUCAUUCAACUGAUCAUGGGAGUAGUAGGAUUAGGAUUCUUGAUCGAUUUCAUUUCCGGCCCGGUAAACGCGGGAUUCACGUCGGCCGUCGCCAUACUCAUCGUCGUGUCCCAAGUCAAAGACAUAAUCGGCAUACGAGCUGUGGGGUCGACUCUGCUCGACAUAGUUGUAUCCCUGUCCAAAGACAUUGAAAACUUCCGAGUUGGAGACAUAAUACUUGGAUCGACGUGCAUUGUUGUGAUUUUGUUGUUACGAAUGUUAGCUCUGAUUCACAUUGGCUCAGAGGAAGACAGCCAACGAACAAAGUUUCAGCAAAUUAUCAAUAGAACCAUGUGGUUGAUCGGCACUUUUAGGAAUUCGAUCGUCAUCAUUGUGACCACGUUCAUUGGAUUCGUUUACGUGAGUUCUUCGGGCCACGACGUGACAUCUAAUGAAUUGCCACCGAUACCGUUUAAAGUAAUCGGUAAAAUUCCGGCGGGUUUGCCUGAUUUCGAUUUCCCGAAGUUCAGCAUUACGCGAGACAACGGAACCACAGUCGGAUUCUUUGAGAUGGUAUCGGACAUGGGUUCUGGAGUUAUAGUCUUACCAAUAAUAGCAUUAAUCGAAAACUUAUCCAUAUGCAAAACAUUUUCUUUGGGAAAACCUAUUGAUGCUACACAAGAGUUAUUGGCAAUUGGCUUGUGUAAUAUCGGAAAUUCGUUUUUUCAUGCAUUUCCAGGUACGGGUUCUUUCUCUAGAAGUGCCGUGAAUGCCGGUAGUGGCGUAAGAACACCAAUGGGAGGUUUAUAUUCUGGAAUUUUGGUCAUCGUAGCUUUAUUAUUUUGUACACCUUAUUUUUAUUAUAUACCAAAAUCGGCUCUUGCGGCGAUUAUUAUUGCUGCGGUCAUAUUCAUGGUGGAAAUUCGUGUUGUUAAACCGAUUUAUCGAUCAAAAAAAAGCGAUCUUAUUCCCGGUCUAGGAACGUUUUUCGCCUGCUUGUUACUACACAUGGAAUUAGGGAUUUUAAUUGGAGUCGGCUUAAACUUGAUAUCGAUUCUUUACCACGCGGCAAGACCUAAACUUUCAAUUAGAGUUAACACGACUAGAAGUGGUAUUAAUUAUCUGAUGAUGACUCCAGACAGAUGUUUGAUAUUUCCAUCAGUCGAUUAUGUGAGAAACAUUAUCAUUAAGCACAGUUUAAAACAAAAUUUACCGGUAGUCAUUGAUUGUUCGCAUAUAUAUGGAGCAGAUUUUACUGCUGCCAAGGUCAUAGAAUUAUUAACUAUAGACUUUUCACGAAGAGGACAGUUGUUAUUUUUUUACAACUUGAAACCAAGCUUAGUCAAUGUUUUUGAGGGAGUUCGUCCAAAAGACUUCAACAUACGAUUAUUCUACGAAAGUCGAGAAAUUGAUCAACUAUUACUCAAACAUAUGGCCAUAAACAACACCUCGGAAGAUUGAGAAUUAUUUAAAUACCUACAAUUUAAGAUAAUUUUACUUUCACAUACGCUUAUUCAACAACUGUCGUUAUAUUAAUCAGCUGUUGUAUAAACGUGCACAUAAUGCGAUGACAAUAAACAGCAAUUCCGGAUUCGGAUGUGGCUGAGACGCUGAAUGUUAUCUGAAUAACUUCAAUUUAAGAUCACUUUGUAUAUUGUUAUAACCUAUUCUUAAACAGAAAUUUUGACGAUAAUUAUUCAAAAAAUUUUUUUUUAAUGUUGCUAAGCUAAAUAUAUAAUCUAUAUUGUAUUAUUAUACUCACGACUGACUGAUUUAUAAUUAUAACUAUUGUACCUAUAUGAUACAAUAUAUACAUAGUUCUUUAAUAUAAAAUAGUUAUUAUACUUGGAUAUAGUUUUAGACCUGAAUUUUAUAAUUGGUUAAUUAAUUAAAAUCACCCAAAUUAUAAUGUUUAAAAUUACAUUUUUACAUUUACAUUUAAUGGAGUUAAGACGGGGUAAAAUCACGGGUUAUUAACGUGUUACGGACAACGCCGUACAGUUAGAUAUUGUAGUAAAACAAGUUAAACUGUUAAACUAACUGUUAAUUACAUCUUACGGUAUCUACCCUUCUUCAAAAUUAUUAAAGCAUAACCUUUAGUAGUUAAUUGUUUUGUAUUUUUAAUGUAUAUUUAUGUGUACAAUAUCUACUUACAAUAUCGAAUUUGGAUUAUUUUAAUUAAUAUUUAAUAAGUAUAAGAAUUCAGAGUUCAGACAUUCGGUUGAUGUUUCUCA
This is a messenger RNA of Aphis gossypii (cotton aphid), 2960 nucleotides long. Its product is annotated as sodium-independent sulfate anion transporter-like. The transcript has 12 exons. Gene Ontology annotation, cellular component: membrane. Gene Ontology annotation, molecular function: sulfate transmembrane transporter activity. Bases 226 to 2187 code for a protein of 653 amino acids. The record is from RefSeq and is a predicted model, not a curated record. NCBI's taxonomy places the organism in Eukaryota, Metazoa, Arthropoda, Insecta, Hemiptera, Aphididae. Gene Ontology annotation, biological process: transmembrane transport.